This is a messenger RNA of Miscanthus lutarioriparius, 525 nucleotides long. NCBI's taxonomy places the organism in Eukaryota, Viridiplantae, Streptophyta, Magnoliopsida, Poales, Poaceae. The record is from the annotation of a GenBank genome assembly.
AUGGUGGCGACGGUGAGGCGUCCAAGUCGUGCCCAGCUCGGUGCGCUCGUCGACGGAGAACGGCAAACACAUAGCCACCUUGCUGCCACUGUUGCAAGUGAAGCAAAAAGAGGAUUGGAGACUCUGAUGAUGGGUCGCCCCACAAAUCCUCUGCAUACCUCGCCAGCGGAGGAGGACUUUCUUCUUCAGAUUGAGGGACCUCUCUGCUCCAAUGUUGGUUCUGAGAGUCGUCGUCCUCAUGCCCAGCUCAGCGGUGCAGCGCUCGUUGAUGGAGGAUGCCAGACCCAUCACCGCGCUGUCACUGCAACGAGCCAAGAAACAAGAGGGCCGGAGACUCUCAUGACUGGUUUCAGCACAAGUGCACUGCGUUCCUCGUCAGCAGUAGCUGGGAUAGGGAAGACCAUGGUACAGCAGACCCUGAUUCACCGUUCCCACGGGAUGUCCGACCCAGCAGAGACCCAUCGCCGCACUGCCAUUGCAACAAGUGAAGAUGCAGACGGGCUGGAGACUCUGAUCCCUAGCUAG